AUGGCUGAGGAUCCCGCCUUAGGGGCUCUGAGUCCGCGGGGGUGUGCGGACGGCAAAGAUGCGGACGGUACGGAGGAGCGGGUGGAGGAAAUGGCGGAAGAAGACCAGGAGCAGUUCGAGUGCCAGGAAUUGCUCGACUGCCAGGUACAAAUGGAGAACCCUGAGGAGGAGGAGGACGCGAGACUGGUAGCCGAAGCCGAGACUGUGGCCGCCGGUUGGAUGCUGGAUUUUCUCUGCCUGUCUCUUUGCCGGGCUUUCCGCGACGGCCGAUCCGAGGACUUCCACCAGACCCGCGACAGCGCUGAGGCUAUUAUUCAUGGACUGGACAGUCUAACAGCUUACCAAUUGAGAACUAUCUAUAUAUGUCAGUUUUUGACAAGAAUUGCAGCAGGAAAAACCCUUG
This is a messenger RNA of Orycteropus afer afer, 403 nucleotides long. RefSeq names its product telomeric repeat-binding factor 1-like. Gene Ontology annotation, molecular function: protein homodimerization activity; telomeric repeat DNA binding. The transcript is spliced from 2 exons. The annotation marks the transcript as partial. NCBI's taxonomy places the organism in Eukaryota, Metazoa, Chordata, Mammalia, Tubulidentata, Orycteropodidae. The record is from RefSeq and is a predicted model, not a curated record.